AUGGAAAUGAAGAACACCAUUACAGAGUUAAAAGAAAUGAUUAAACACAUGGCUGGUCACUCACGGGUUGCUGGUAAGAUAAUUUUAAAGAAAGAAAUACCUCAUACAGUGAUAAUUCGGUUCCAAGGUAUGUCCGGUUCUACUGAUCAAGAAGGCAACACGGAAUUAAGAAACCUACUCAGCAGUAUCUACACCGAGGAGAAGAAAAAGGGUUUGUUGAAGAACCCCAAUCAUUUAGGCCAACGUGUUAAAGCUAAACCCGUAGGUGUCUCUGCAAAGAACCAGGUCAUUGAGGCCUCGGGAACCUACUUCGAAAGCGACCACAAUAUAUUGGAAGGUGGUCCUGUUUCAAUGAAUGACUGCGAACUGGAACGUCGAUACGAUUUGUCUUACACCGCGAUGAAAAAUUUCGUAACCGUUUACGUCCUUCCUCAGUUUACGCUGUAUUCAGGUUUUACUUACAUGAAGAUCAGUCAGAAACCGCGUAAAGUCAAUUCUUAUGACCAAUGCACAACUGCUUCCAGCCUGACACGCAAAACAAAACCAAGAAUGAUUCAAUCUUUAAAGGCGGGUUGUUCAUUUAAACAAGGAAGUGUAUCAGAAAAGAGGAGAUGA
Molecule: messenger RNA, 615 nt
Organism: Mucor mucedo
Lineage: Eukaryota; Fungi; Mucoromycota; Mucoromycetes; Mucorales; Mucoraceae
Exons: 3
Coding region: 1-615 (204 amino acids)
Source: RefSeq, a predicted model, not a curated record